This is a messenger RNA of Diachasmimorpha longicaudata, 6230 nucleotides long. RefSeq lists its product as uncharacterized. The record is from RefSeq and is a predicted model, not a curated record. Gene Ontology annotation, molecular function: protein binding. NCBI's taxonomy places the organism in Eukaryota, Metazoa, Arthropoda, Insecta, Hymenoptera, Braconidae.
AUGGAAGUCGAUUCAUCAGACCCAACUGCUGGAGAAUGGCUGGAUGAUGAUAACGAUCCAGACAAUCCAAGUGAAACUCAUCCUCCCUUAGAAUACAAUAAAAAUAGCUACAUUUCUGGGCCAAAACGUGUCCAAAAUGGAAGUUUACCAAUGAACACAUUAAGAUUUGAUUAUUCCUAUGGAUACGAUUGUCAGAGAUAUUUCAAUCUUUGCAUUCCCGAUCCAACAACACUGAUUUUUUCAUCUGGAGCUUUUAUCCAUUUUUUCGACGUAAAAACCAGCCAACUAACAUUUCAAAGAUGCUCAACUGGCAUCGGAAUAGGUCACAUAGUGAAGAAUCCCCAAGAAUGUCAUAUAGCUGUUGGUGAAACUGGCGACAAACCUCCAAUAAUAAUUUAUAAAUGGCCAGGUAUGGAUAUUGUAAGGAUUUUACAAAAUGGAACUGAGAAAAAUUAUUCACACUUGGCGUACAGUCCUGAUGGUAAAUUACUGUUAUCCCAGGGGAGCAGUCCUGAUUAUUUCCUAACGAUAUGGAAUUGGAUAAAAUCAACCCCCAUGUUAAGAUGCAAAUCCUAUGAGCAGGACAUUUACAACGCGAUAUUUUCACCAACUAUUCCAGGGCAUCUUGUGACAAGUGGAUCUGGCCACAUCAAAUGCUGGAAAAUAUCAAAAACCUUUACUGGACUAAAACUUGAGGGUGUCCUUGGAAAAUUUGGUAAAACUGAAAUUUCAGAUAUCGUUGGACUGUACUCAAUGCCAGAUGAGAAGGUUAUAUCAGGAUGUGAAUGGGGAAAUAUUCUUGUGUGGGAGGAAGGCGUGAUAAAGUUGGAAGUGAGAAGAAAAAAUAACAGAUCUUGUCAUUCAAAAAUGAUUACACAAUUUGAGUACUCCAAUGGGGAUUUAAUAUCAAUUGGAAUGGAUGGAUGGUUGAGAGUGUGGUCUUACGAAACGAUUGAUCAGACUGAUGCAUCACAGGACAGAGGAUUUAUCGAAAUCGAGCCCAUAAAUGAAUUUGAAAUAAAUUUGGAGAAGAAUUAUGUCGACUCAUCUCCCACGUCUUCAAUGCUGAUGGCACUGGAGAAAAAAUAUCCGACAGAUGAGCAGGACAAAGAGUGGUAUGGACAGGAUGGUAAUGGGGGCUUGUGGCUUAUUGACUUGUCAAUGUUCGAUGAAACUCUCACUAAUAACCACAAAAAAUCCACAAAUUCGACUAGACAAUUACUGAGAUGCCAUGCUGGUCCAAUUAUGGAUAUGACUGCCUGCACUUGGAAUUGUUUGAUUGCUACUAUUGGAUCUGAUUGUCAUCUUCAUGUCUACAAUUAUGCUGAGAGAAAACUCGUUGCCAGUUACAGAUUCAGUGAUGGAGGGACAACAGCUGUUUGGCUGCCAUGUUCUCUCGAUAAAAGAGGAUCAACUAUUGUUUGUGGCUUUCAGAGUGGAUUGAUUAGAGUUGUAACUGUUGAAUUUUAUGAUAAUGAGGAAAAUCCAACGCACAUUGAACUGAUUCAAGUUGUCAAGCCCCACAUUGACGAAAUAACAUCAAUUAUUACAAAUUCAUCGACUAAACUAUUGAUAACUGGAAGCAAAGACUCAACUGUUUUCGUAUUUUCCAUUGAAAUUCGUGAUGAAUCCGUUCAUCUAACGUCAAUUGGAUUCAUUGAAAUCCCAUCGGCUGUGACAUGCCUUAUCUUCAAGCCUCGAAAUUUAUUGACAAUAUUAAUUGGUUGCGAGGAAAGCCAUUUUGGUGAGAUUCAAUUGCCCCAAAAAUUUCCCCUGAAUAAUGAUAAACGAAAGACGUAUCAAUUGGAGAAUUAUCGAGCCAAAUUCCUCAAAUUUAAAUCGAUUAAAUCUUCUCUCAAACGAGAAAUCCUGAGACAAGAGUUUGAGAAAAAACAGAUGGAAAAACGUGAGGAAAUCAGGAAGAAAAUCGAGGAAUACAGAUCGCUUAAUCCUGGCAUUCAUGUUGAUGAAGAGACAUUUCUUGAAGACACUGACGAAACCCUUCAGCUUCCUGAUCUUUAUGUACCGAAGAAACCGAAUCCAGUGCAGAAUAUUAAUUAUACUAAUGAGGGUACCAUCUGGUUGUCUGUGGGAGGAUACGAUGCAGGUUAUGUUUAUGAAUAUUCCAGUAUUACUUUUGAUGAUAUUGAUGAUCAUCAUUCUCUCAUCCAAGAAGUGGAACCUCUCAAAGCUACACCAUUACCAGAUGCUAAUGACUUGGAGUUGAAAUGUUCUUUGCCUCACAAGGGACAAUUCAUCUUCCUGGGCCUAGAAUACGGAGAACUUCGGCUUUGUCGUGUAAAUCCUAAAGAUUAUACAAAUUUCUCCGACUACUUGAGCUAUCCUAUGCAUGAUUAUUAUCAUGGCUCUAUGAAAAAAAUAUUACUGAGUCAUGACCAACAGCAUUUAUUUACCUGCGGUUACGACGGAAAUCUUUUUUCUUUUCUUGUAAAUUUCCAUGGAGAUUCUGCAGAAGAGACGAAUAAAUUUGAAACUAAUGAUAAAUAUCGAAUGAGAGGGAAGAAACAAGUUGAAGAUAUCAAAGAUGUUGAUCAUCCGAGUUUGGAACAAGUGAUAAUAACUACUGAAUGCAAUAGAAUUAUGUCACUCACGAAGAAAAAUAAAGAUGAUAUGUAUUAUUUACUGAGAAAUCUUACGAAGGAUUACCAGACGAUUAUGGAACGUAACAAACAGUUGAUAAAGUCACAGCAUAUUCCUCCGAGUAAUUUUAAAGUAGACGAUCGCAUUGUGGACGAUUUGAAUGGACAAUUACAACGAGAAAUGGAUUUGAUAAAUCAGAAAAUGGCGUUUAAAAUUGAAAAAAAUCAAUUGAUUCUGAGGAAACUGAUGGAUCACUUUGUGCGGCCAAUCACUUGCCUCCCAUUUGCCGUUGCUAGAAUAUCCAAACCAGAUACAAUGGUCUACUCGUUGAAAGAGAAAAAAUUGAACGAAAAUUUUCACAUUGAAUAUGCUAAAGUUCUGCAGAAACUUUCACAAGCAAAGGAUUCUGAUAGUGAGUACCAAUUUUCGCACAGGAGUUUUUUAAAUUUAGUUUUUAUCAUUGUUUUUUGUCUUAUCUCUUCUAGAGACAUGGUGUUUAAUCAAUCUACACUUGUUGAAGAAAUGGGGGACGAUGAGGUGAAAGACACAAGUAAAAAAGAAGAGGAAGCUAAACUGAAAACUGAUGGUGUAGCUAGUCUCCUGGAAAAUCAUAAUUUCUCAUCAAAUGAACAGCAACCGACUGUGGAAAUGAAACAAAUGCUGAGGAAAUAUAAAGAUAAGAAAUUACAAAUAGAGAAAAGAUCCAAAGAAUGGAAAAUAAUGCAUGAUAGUAAACCUAACCCCAAUGUCGAUCAUCCCGACGACAUCCAAAUGAUUGAAAUUGCUAAAAAAACCAUCGGCGAUUACAAAUUGAAAAUUUCUUCAAAUUAUAACAUAGAGAAUCAACAUGAGCAGGAGACAACGUUAAGCAAAUAUAAACAAUUAUUAGAUUGUCGUAAAAAAAGUCACUAUUUACGCGAGUCAUUUAAUGAUAAACUGAGAUCCAUAAGAGAUAAAAAAUUAUCACUGAAAAAUGAUGUGGAAAAUUCAGUGGGGAAAAAAUUAAGUGGCAUACAUGCGGAGCUACCAAACAACUAUAUAAGGGACAUGCCCGAAAUGCCAGCAAUUGAUAUAUCCCUUGAAUAUCCAGAAAAUAAUUUAAAGCUGGAGAAAUAUAUUUCCAUGAGUGAAAAAGUCAAGGAGGCACGUCGCCAGAAACAAUCAAUAAUUGACGAGACAAUGGAACAGGCUUUUGACGAGGAAUUUAAGACUAUUGUACCUGAUGAAAGCCUUUUCGAGCAUUACUCAGAUGUAUUACCGACAUCUGUGAAAGCCAACGAUAAGAAACGAAUCAAGGAAGUUGACGUAUCCAUCCCCAAACAUCUCCAGAAGAUGAUGGAGGAUUCCGAUAGGUUGAUAACUCCCUGGGAAAGAGAAAUGAGGGCAGUGCGUUUAUCGAAAAAGCUCUAUGAACAGGAUUGUAUAAUCAGAGACGUUCAAUCAAGAUACGAAGACAUUGAUCGAGAAUUGGAUGAGCUGGAGUCCACGAGACUUCAGGUAUACGCAGACAGUGUCUACGCUGAUUUAUACAAAUUAACGUUGCAUCAAGAAUUAAUUGUCCUUCGUGAUUCUGAAAGAACGGAGAACUCCCUGAGGGAAAAGGUGAAUGAAAAAUUGCAGGAAAAAGCUAUGGCAGUUGACAAUUUACAGACAACAAUGAGAAUUAUUGAUAAAAAGACUAGAGAUAUAAAAACUAUUCAAAAUACUAUGAAGGAACAAAGUGCAUACUUUGCAAAUAUGAUACAGGAUAAUAAAUAUUGCAAAUUUUUAACGAGAAUAUUCAAGAAAAAAAUAAAAUCAGAUGCGGCUGAACGAGCAGACAACUCUAGCCAAGCCAGUUCUGAUAGUUCAGAUGUAACAAGUUCAGAUCAAGAUGACAGUGACAACAGUAGUGUCGAUAUUCAUAAAAUCGUAUUGACGACGUUUGAUGAAAACAUAUGUCCACCUGAUUGCUCUCGAGAAUUAUACAAUUUGGCAUUUGAAAUGCGAUUGAAACGUCACGAUAACGAGAAUGAAAUGCGUGAGGAGCAGAAAAAUAUGGAGAAUCUUGUGAGAGAGGCUGAUAAUUGCUCGAAAAAAAUUAAAAUCAUAGUGGGGGCUGUCAAUAACUGUACACAAAAGUUGAAUGAUUUUAUGGACGAGAAGCAGAGGAAAUUGAACGAUAUUGACAUGACUUUGAUACUGAAUUUUCAUCAACUUGAGCAUUUCAUUGAUGACAAUAAUUUAUCGAAGAUAAAUGAUUGUGUCGUCUUUGACACGACAAGACUGUCACAAUUGUACAAAAGAGUGGGUGAGCUCCAGCAGGAAACGUGUGAGCAAAAAAUAAAGCACAAAAAAAAUUGUACACAUCUUCAUAGAAUGAAUAUAGACUGUAAAUAUAUGGACAGUCAGAUUAAAAAACUGAAGAGCAGUAUUGAGGAAGAAAUGAUUAAAAAAUUUGGAUGCCAAAUUUCAUUAGUUUCCCUUUAUGAAGCUGUCGUGCGUAGUCUUAUUAACAGUUCAAAAGGUAAUAGGACCGAUGAUUCUAAAUAUGAAAAGCAACUGAAGUGCCUGAAGGAGAGAUACGACGAGAAUACUUUGAUAUUGGAAAACCUUAUUAGAGAUAAUACGGAAAAACUGAGUGUUCUUACUGUUUUAACCGAGGAGCAAAUUAAAUUCCAUAAUAUCAUUAAACAACGCCCAGAGUCGUCGAAAAAUAUAUUUCAAAGUCAACUGGAGUGGCGCAAGGAUCUGGCGCAUCUUCAGGGAAUUAUUUCCUAUCAGAAAGAGCAGAAGGAAUUUUUUCGCAGUGAUGUGAGGAAUUUAAAACUCAAAAUACGGACUCUACCGCCGAUUACGUCACGCAGAAAAUAUUUUUCGAGUGUUACUAAAAUUUAUAAUAAGCGGGAUGAUGAACGUGUGGUUUCUGUCAAGAAUGACACGUGUCAGGAAGGAAAAAUGACAGUAGCAGAUAAUUUUGAAGAUAAAAUUCAUGAUUCUGCCUUUCGCAUUGUUAGAAAUUUACUGUCUCAAAUUAUUGAACAAUAUUUGCAGCGCGAGGAGGCUGCAAGUAUCGUCGAUCAAUUUUGCAAUGAAAUAUCAAAUAAACAUUUGAACAUUUCGACAGUUUUUAUUGACAGUUUCAUGGACAUGUGUGAGAAAAUUGAAAAGAGAAUUGAGGAUAUUUCGACGAAGACUGGAAUUGCUGGAAAAAUACGAGAGAUUAUUUUGGAAUAUGGAAGUGAAAUAAUUUCACAAUUGGAAAUUGAAUCACGGGGCAUUGGAAUUGGUUCAGUUGAAAUAUCUUGGAAUGUUAAGCCAAAACUUGAUGAAUUUUUGGAAAGUAUGGACAUUAGAAAGGACAUUGCUACGGAGGUUUAUAUUAUGAAAUUUUUGAAGAUGGAAAUGGGCUUGGAACUCGCUGCCGAUUAUAUUUUAACAAAAUUGCCGUCAAAACCGGAUUCAGAAACAGCUAUCGCUUUUCGGGAAUACACACUCAGGACACUGACAGAAAUACAGAGACAUAUCGAGGGAGAAUCCGAGACUGAAACUACCAUUAAAAGUUCUAACUCUGAACUGUAAAAAGUAUUGAAAAAUACAUAUCCAAAACACGGCGUGCAUUUAACAUAAAAUAUAUAUAUAUAUAUAUA